This is a messenger RNA of Symbiodinium necroappetens, 6042 nucleotides long. Lineage: Eukaryota; Dinophyceae; Suessiales; Symbiodiniaceae. The record is from the annotation of a GenBank genome assembly.
AUGGCAGAAGGUACCGGCCGCGAUUUGGACUUCUUCGAGUGCUAUGCUGGCCGGGCAAGGCUUUCGCAUGCUGUGCAGGAGGAGUUUGAUAGUCAGUGCCAGCUCUUCUGCUACCACGCCGGCAUCUUCAGCAUCUACGAGCAGCCUUUGGCAUCAUACAUGCCCCAGUUGAGGGCCAUGCGGGACCUGCUUGACCUCGAUCAACGGCUUGGAGACGACGAAGCUGUUUUGGAUCUCGUGCCGCCGGCCAGCAAACGGCUCGCAGGAUUCGGUAUCCUGUCGGCCCAGCCGGCAACGACCCACGCCCCUUGCCGGCUGUGGUCAUUGAGGACAAACUCCACCAGAUCCUUGGGUUCGGAUGCCACCGAGACGACGAGCCCGCCCGCUUCCGCCACGCAUUUCUUGAAGGGCAUUGGCCAGGCCGCUAUGGAGAAGGCACUGUCAGGAACGAAUCUUGAGAGCGACAAGAAGAUCAAGAAGAAAGACAAGAAGAACAAGAAAGGACCGAACUUCUGCCAUGUGCGACUGGCACGCAUCCGUUCUCUAGCAGGCCAGUCUUCCGACUCCGACGAGGAGUCCAGCACAGAGAGCCGGGACGGGCAGGAGGAGAAGCAGGGCCUCUUCCGGCUCCUGAACAAGGAGCUGCAGAGGUCGUUGGACCAAACUAAGGUGGAGGAUUUGAGCUGCCAGCAGCUGGCAUACACUUUGUGUGGGAUCGCGAAGUGUGUCGUGGCAUCGGACCUCGUGCAGAUUGGUGGCGAGACUGUGCCUUGUUCGCAAAGGAUGCAGCAUGCAGUCAAGACUGGCUGCCACAAACAGGUGAUCACUCCUGCUGUCUCUCGUGCGGCGAUGAUUCUAAGAUCGUUCAUUGGUGCUUCCGCUGAAUUGAACCGAGUCACCGCGAAGAGCCAAGCCCAGAUCAACAUCUCGUCUUGCAAGACGCUGGAUGACAUCAACACGUUGUACAAGUCCCUCGUGAAGAGACACUGCAGGAAGGAGGGCAUCAGCAAGGAGGCCAUGAGCCGCCGGUACGACGAGCUUUUGAGCAGGCUCUGUGAGGAGGCCGAGAAUGACCUCAAGCAGUUGGCUGCUGGCAGGAGGGCUAAGAGAUCACCCCGUGCCGAAGCCGCCUCAACCUUGAAGCCCCGACGGCUUUUUGCAGAUCCUGCCGUGACUGGCUCCGAUCGGGGAGCUGGGGAAGAGGACGACGACGAUGAUGAUGAUGAUAAGUUCGCUGGCCUCUCCGAAGCCGACGGCGAGGAUGGUGAUCUGUUCACUGGUAGGUUCAAGCAGAGCCCUGCCAAGAAGGCCUCCGCUCGAAAGCCGAAGCAGUCUGGGAAGAGGAAGCGGGCUCUCGCCAGGGAGUGCCCGCACGAAUCCUCUGACAACGAGGAGCCAGAUCACAGCAAGGAGAAGGACCCCGAACAGGAGGCCUUCUCCGGCAAUGGUGGCAUCAAGGACCGGGCUGAGACAUCCAAGCCCGAGGAUCUCAAGUCCAAGUUCGAGCCCGGUCUCUUGGAGCUCCUGCUGCCCGGCAUGAACUCGACCGAUUCCGAUCAUUGCAUGAGCCUCCUGCUCUGCGAAGACAUCACCACCCUCCACGAAGCCGUGGAGUUGUUUUCAGAUGUUCCUGGAGGAGAGCUCAUCCAGAGCUUGGGCUCCAAGGCCAGGGAGUGUGCCCAGAACCUGACCUUGAAGGCUCGCAAAGUUUUGACAAAAUGGCCGACGAUGUUGCAGGAGCAUGACAAGCAGCUGCUCGCCAUGGAGGAAAAUGGUGACGGUCAGGACGUCAGCUGGGCUCCUGGACUACGGGCCAGGAGCAUGAGCAGCUGCUGGGUGCAAAUUAACGUGCUGCUUCAUUUGAACGUGCUGCUUCGAUUGCGAGAUUUCAUUGCCUGCCUGCCAGUCUACAGAGAGUUUCCAAGGCUCAACACGGAGGCCGAGAAGAUGGAACACAAAGGCUUAUUUCUCAAGAAAUUGGCCUUCGUGGAUGACAAGAUCAGCAGGAAUCUGCCGAUCGUGCAUGAUCAACGGCUUUCCAUGCCAGAGUGGGAGGCCGCUGAGGUCGUUCUGGAAAUUCGUGCCUGUCGUGAGAACAGUUUGUCCUCCUGGCAGGAAAUCUUGGACAGCUGCCGCCAAGCGGCUGCUAGAGCAGGAUUACCCUUGAGGCCUCGACUGCCUGAGACGGCGAAGGCGGCGAUGCCUUCAGACGAGCAGCUGGCGAUCGUGGAAGUGCUUCCAGAUCCAGACGAGGAGCAGCCGGUAGCCGCUAAUGUGGCCCGUGCCGACUACACUCCAACGAAGUCUCUUUUCAUGCAAAGCGCCGUUGGGCACACUGGUGUGUUUGAUGUGCUGCAGGCCGUACUGCUGCUGCUGCUGUCAUGUGUCCUUGCUGAGUCUCUUGCGGAGCCUGCCACAUACAGUACAAUAAUCUGCAGCCAGGUGCAGGGAGAUGUGAGCUCCGAUGGCUUCAAGCUGUUUUUCCGGGCAAGCACCCUUUGGAAGAUGUUUGAGAGGAGGGACAACCUGACCUGUGAGCUUGCUGAUGCAUGGAAAGUGAACUUGGAUUUGCACAUCAUCCGAAAGCUCGGGUACAAGGGCAAGCAGGGGCUCUGUUUGCAGCGACUGGAGCUGCAAGGUGUGACGUCCCUUCGUCGCAUCUCCAUUCUAAACUUCAAACAGUCUGAGGCAGUCUGUGUGCUGCAGAUUCGCUCCUGCUCCGAGAAGUUCCAAAAGGCUGUCGUGCAGUCCUUGGAAACUCUGCUGGGGAACGCCUGCCCACCCGACAUGGAGCUGGCCCUGCUCCCAAGGAUCAAUGCUUGUACUUUGAAGUGUGUGGGACACGAUGUGGAUCUUGCUUCCUGGGAGACGUUUCUCCAGUUUGUUGAGUGGGUGCCGAGGUGGCAGAAGUUCAAGCUUGCCUCUUCUGCCCAGCAGCAAUUCAAUGCAGGUGUACGGCUCUCCUUAGCCUUUUGCUUCAUCAUGCGAGCGAACUUCAAGGAAAUGAUCUGUGGCCGAGUUUCUACAGGGCGGCUGCAGAAGCGGGCCCUGCAUCUGCUCGCUCAAGGGGCCGAGAGUCACCUGGAAGACCGCCUCCUGAAUGACUUGCCAGUCCCCACCAGCAAGGACGAGUUCCACCCUUGCAAAACGCAGCUCGGCUCAGUUCUUCCAGGUGCUUCCCUCGGCUGCAGAGUCGCUUUAGGGGAGCCGAGGGAUGGUCGCUUCUUGAAGAAGGAGAUCAAACCAAAGCACGUCCUGCAGCUUGAUCGCUUCUUGGGCAGAAAAGCAGGCUUCGCCACUUCGGAAACAUGCGACGACCAGCUGAACGACCUGGGUCUCUCGGAGUUUGUGCCGAGCCACAAGCACAGGCUCUCAAGCGACUUCAGCUACAGGUAUUUCCGCAAGGCGGCCACUGUCUUGCACGAGGAGAUGGAGAAGCUGCCGGUGAAGGGGAUGGCCUUCUUGUGCGAACUGCAGUCCCUGGCCGACAAAAUGCUCCAGCAGGAUGCUUCGGCCGCCUCCAAGAUGCCUCGUACUGUUGGCCGAUUGAAGCAGGACCGGCUGGCAAGCAGAGAGCACAUGCGAGCUUUGCUGCACAGCUUGGAACUUCUGAACCUCGAGCUGGCUCCCCUUCCUUUCUCCCUCCGGGCUGCAGACCCCGAAAAGCAUGAGAGUCGUGAGAUGUAUGGCAGCCGGGCCUUCAUUUUCAACUACGAAAGCGGCUUGGCUGAGUGGGUCUGCACGCCUGACUUUGAUGGUAAGACAAAGACCGGUGUCCGGGUGACGCUGCAUCCGGACGAGGGAGGGCCAUUGUUUUGUGCUUGGCAAUUCUUAUCUUCGCUGGGCCUCCCCGUCGGCUUCUGCAGGGAUGAAACGCACAAGUUGCAGACGCAUUUCCUUCGCUUUCUGAAAGCCCACAAGGAUGAUGUGCUGAUGCAGAUGUUCAGUGAACACAUUCUGAAAGAGCAAGGCUGGCCCGUGACAGAAGAUGCUUCCCUCAACUUUUCCCGUGUCGUGCAAGUUCUUGACAAGUUGAUGAGGAGGACGGGCUCCAUCUUCGAGCAAGGGAGGCUCAUGAGGGCCACAUUCGGGGAAGUUGCUGUGGAGAACCUCGGCAUCUCUUCGGACAUUGGACGUGCCCAGAACAGCGACGGCCUUAUGGUGCUGCAAGUCACAAAGAGACGAUCGCCCGAGCUUGAGGACCUUUUGCUUGAUCAUGUUCAGGCAGGGCUGGCUGCUUUGACCGAACUCCGGCAGUACAAAGUCUACCUGCAAAGCUCGCCGCACCAAGCAGCUGCAUUGCUGGUAGAGUGUGACGGAGGCUCUGCAGAGCAGGAUACUCAAAACAGUAUCUUGCAGGCCAUGAAACUGGAAUGGAGCUUGGUCAUAGAGGCUGAGAACAGCAUGAAGCUUCAUCGCCUCAUGCAGUCGUCCUGCCCACACACACAGUUCGUGUACUACAGGGAGGUCAUGAGCUCGUUUGAGAAGGAGGGCUGGGUACUCAGCCCCAGCACAGAGGCCCUCCUGAGGGCCUGGUACCCGGGCCUCAGCAGUUCCUGCAACGUGGAGCAAUGCUUCAACCACAUGGAGGACAGCAUGAAGCGAGCCACCAAGGCCAACUCCGCCAGUCUGGCGAAUGUGCAGUGCCUUGGCAUUCGUGCCGUUGCAAACAAGGUCUGCCGAGGAGAGAAGGGUGCACAGGCAAUCGCCCUGUCUCCGGAAGACUUCGAGGGGAACGAGGCAGAGACAGACAGAGGCCCUCAUUUCCGUGUGGAUGACAUCUUGAAAAAUUUCGGAAGCACCUCUGCCCACGCCCACACCAGAGUGAACAUGAACCUGAUGAAAGCCUUUCUGCUCGGCAAGAAGAUGCUGGGCAUAGACGGACGCCUUUUGCUUCAUGAUGGCAAAUGGCUCCUGGCACUGGGCAAAGCGGCUGGCUUGCUCUAUGCUCUGUCGCUGGACGAGCUUCACAUGUUUUUCCAGGGGCCGUUGCCGGCCGAGACGGUGGAUGAAACUGCGGUCACUCGUGAGAGUCGUCGCCUCAAGGCCCAGGAUCCCCUGAGUGACGGUGAGACGGUCAAGGCACUCGUCGUCUGUGGCAGCAAGAAGCCGCCUAACUGCAAGUGGCCCAUCAUCAUGGAGACCUUGCUUGACUUCCAGAAGGUUCAAGUGUUCCCGUACACCAUGCAUUGGGUGGAAGGCUCUCUGGCCACGAAGCUUGGCAGCUGCUGCCUGCUGAGGCGAAGUGUGGCAGGGCGAAGUCUUUUGCUGGACUUGAUCCUGACGGGCGAGAUUGUGAAGGUCACCAGCGAGUCUUUGUCGAAGAUGCUGAAGAUCCAGGAUGUCAGCUGCCGAAAGAAUGCAACGAAGAGUGCCAAGAUCAAGGCACUCCUGGAGCAGCCGUCGAUCAAGGAGGCCGUUGCUCAGGAGCGAAUCGUCGAGCUGCUGGCCAUUUUGAAGGAUCUUGAUGACAAGAGGCGAAAGAAGAAGCCGGAGGAUGAAGAUGAGGGGGACAGGGAUCCAUGCGAGCCAGAAGAGGAGGUUUUCCCAGAUGAGAACGACGAGGUGAUGAUGGCUGCAGCUGCUGUCGUGCAAGAGAUGGAGCAGGCCGCUGGCAGUGGCGGCGAGGUGGAGAAGCCGCCGCCCGCAUCGGAGCUGCCGGGCAUGGAUGCAGAGCAAGAAAGGGAGAGCAGGAAGAGCAUCUCGAAUGCCGUGGCGAUUCCCCAGUUCCUGAAGGAUAAAUUUCCCAUGCCACCCGACAUCCAAGUCGUUCACGUGCAGCAUCGCACCAAGACGCUGCCGCAUUUCCAAGCCAAGCUCCCGACAGGCCAGCUUUUUGAACACAAGCAACCUGGCUCCAUCUCAAGGAUUCCUUUUUUCUUUGGGAAAGCACUCAUGAAUGCCGGCCAUUUUGUUGAUGGGUUGACUGAUGUGCCAUUCUUUCGAAUUCCCAACCAGUUUUCGCAACUCAGGGCCAGCACUUCGGCAUCGUACAAUCCGUCAUUGCCUCCAGAUCAAGUGAACGAAAUUUCACUACCAUAG